AUGUCGACUGAAAGUGAAGAAAGACUCGCAGAAGCAGUAAGAAAAUAUCCUGCUUUGUAUGACAAGCAAGAUAAAAAUUUCAGAGAUAAAAACAAAAAAAGAUUAGCUUGGGCAGAUGUGGCAAAAGAACUUAACAUACAGAAUGUUACCGAAGUCGAAAAAGCUUUUCGAAACUUCAGAAGCAAGUAUGGGAAAGCGAAAAAGAAGUGGAACUCUUUAAACAAAAGUGGAGCCGGUGCAAAAGAAGCGAGACGUCCUCCUCUUCUCGAAGUGCUAGGGUGGUUGGAACCAUAUAUCGUGGAAAGAGGCACAUCAUCCAAUUGGAGCACCAGUGAAUCUGUGGCACAAGAAGAAGAUGACGACAGGGAAUUAUUCGAAGGAGAACAGUUUGACCAGGAAGAAGAAGAUGGAGAUAUAGAGGAAGAUGGAGGAAAUGACGGUGACAACGAGUCAGUGAUAUCGGAACCAGUAACAAACCCACCACCUCUUCUGUCCAACAAAAGUAAACAAAACGUUUCGGAUGUCACGGGAAGACAAAAAUUCCAAAAGGGCGCAACUAAAAGGAAGGCAGAGUUGGAGACAAACUUAGUUCAAGUAACACCGACGCCAAAGAUGACGAUCAGCUUUAUGGUGAUUUACUCGCCACAAAACUGA
This is a messenger RNA of Hydractinia symbiolongicarpus, 654 nucleotides long. RefSeq lists its product as uncharacterized. Gene Ontology annotation, biological process: regulation of transcription by RNA polymerase II. NCBI's taxonomy places the organism in Eukaryota, Metazoa, Cnidaria, Hydrozoa, Anthoathecata, Hydractiniidae. The transcript is spliced from 2 exons. The record is from RefSeq and is a predicted model, not a curated record. Bases 1 to 654 code for a protein of 217 amino acids. Gene Ontology annotation, cellular component: nucleus; transcription regulator complex.